CUUGUUUUGAUUUUUGAAUGAACGAAGCUUACUGUCUAUUUGAUGGAUUUUAAGUGUUUCAAAUGCCACUGAUUUAUUUGGAAAUGCCUAUAUAAGCACAUCAGUUUUUGUAGAUGUUCAAUAUUAAACGAUUAAAAAAAACGAUAUAUCUAAGUCAAUACUGUCGUAAUUGCUCAAUAACAAAAGCAAUAAGGCCGCUUGUGUUGAGGCCAUUUUUCUUAAUAUUGACAAAAAUAUGAACAUUAUUACACUGUAGCUCCAAUAUAACGCGGAUGACUGGGUCCAAGCCACGCAACAGCGUUAUAAACGGACAACGUUAUAAGUUUUGAGCUUAUUUAUUUAAGGGGCUAUAAAAUCAGGUAAAGUAUAGCCUAUAAUAUAGGUCCUGUGUAUCGUCAUGCUGUGAUGUCAUCCGCAAAUACAUGCAUGUAAACCGAAUCGAACGAUAACAGUAUAACUACCGCUUUUCUAAUGUGCACAUUUAUCCGAUAAUCCAAUAUAAUUACAUCACUUACGAAAAAAUAAUGUUUAACAUUUAUGACAAGAAAUAUGUUUACGAACUUCGUAAACAAAUUCAUAUGCCUACGCCAUUUUUCAGAAAAAUGAGUACAGUGCAUUAUGGGACACAGCUUUCAUUGGACUAGCGAAUUUUAAUUUAGAUUGAAUGCAAUACGAUACAUGUACAAAGAAAUGUUUUAUUGCGUCAUACCCAGCAUGUAAAAAAACGUGCUUUCCGUGGACUUUCUGAUAACGGGCAAAAAUUUUAGUGCAUCUCUGUUAACUAUUACACUGCGUUAGCAUGUAAAUAAAUAGUCAGGAUUUUAACAUUUAUUAUUCGUAUACGUACUGAAACAUUAAACACACACAAAGAUAUUUUUAUUUAUCAAGCAUGUGUAGCAUAUAAUAAACGAUAACACACUUACACAGCCAUAGUUUAUACAAUGAAAUACAAUUCACGAUAAAUACAAAACAUAAACAGGUAAUCGUUUUAAAUAACUUUAAUUUGAUAAUUAUUCCGCUUGCACUUGCCUUAUUGAAAUUAGCGCAUUGAACCGCUCUAAUAGGGAAUACAUGUAAUAAACACCGACUCACGAGUUUUCACACCUUUAUUGACAUUACAAAACAGAUUAACACCAAUUAGCUGUCGAGUGUCGUUUAACCUCUAAUCGUUUAAAAUCAGUUAAACGGACGGAUAAAGCAAUCAAGCUGUGAUCGCCGGCUUCUUUGAAUUUAUGAAAAUACAUGAAGUUGCUUAACAUGGAUUUGAAUCAGAAAUGAAAGGUUGGAGAAAAAACGGGAUCCAAGGACCCCCCGCGUUAUAUUGGACACAGCGUUAUAACAGACCGCACUAUAUUGGAGUUACAGUGUAGUUUGAAAAAAAGCCCGCAAUGACCAAUUUAGCGUUACCAUUCCUGGGUAUGUUUCAGUAUAUUCUAUGUACAAGGGGUACAUUGUAGUAUACUUAAGUGAACCUAGGGAACAUUUAAGUAGUACCCUAGCCAGUGCCCCAGAUAAGCUGUGUAUCUGCAUCUUUCACCCUAUUUAAAUGUGUACAAACGCAAAGAAAUACAAUAUCAUGCAUAUUGAAAACGCAACCAAUUUGACUUUUCCGCAAUUUCGUCAAAUUUAAUGCGUACAAUACAAUAGCUGUGAUCAAAAAUGCUUUGCUUAUUUUGGGUAGUUUCUCUUUGGAAUUAUUAUCAUAAUGCGCCAACAUAUCAUUCAGCAAGCGCGUGGAUGAUGGAGUAGGAAAACAGUCAAAGUUAUUCAAACGCUCUGCAGACUAGAUUUAAUAGUUAAAUAAAGCGUCUGACCAAACAAAUUUAAAUUAUGGACAGUUUCAAGGAUUAAAGAUGUUAUGAAACAUCAGUUUAUUAAAGUUAAUAAUGAUAGUUUAUAGUUCUAUUGAAUCAAUACCAGUAUGCAGCUUCAACUGAAGCAAAGCAGAAAUUAUUUUAAGUAUGCUGCCAUGGAGAGACUAUUAAAAAAAUGUCUUAUCAAACAUAAGCCAACUCGUGCAAGCAUAUUAAAGGAGUCCUUCAAUUUGGCUAAAAAGAAGCAAUUAGAAGACAAAGAAAAAGGUUUUAUUCAAACGCACACACAUUUAUCUGAAGCGUCUCCACAGCCUAGGUCGAAAGAUGACCCGGGUAAUAAAACGGCGAAACAGUCAAAAGUUUCUACACCAACAGUUACUAAUAAUGUUGGGGCAGCUUUUCAAAUUGGUGAUGUUGUAAAGACAAGUGGGCAGCCUAAAACACGGAAGGCAACAGGUCAAAGGGCGAUAACGCCCAAAUCUACAAGAACGAGGGACAAUCUGGACUUCUACAGCAAUUCACUGCGAGCUCAACCAUCGGGAAAAACAAUAAAAGAGAUUCUCCAGUGGCGAGGUGAUUACAGAAAAUUGGAAAGUAACCAUGGCUACAUUCAAUGGUUGUUUCCUAUCCUAGAAGGAGGAGGUGUGAACAGGUUUGCACAACCUCUGCAAGAACACGAGGCGCUGGCCAUAAAAUCUAAUGAAGCCAUGCGAAUGCGUGUUCAACAAGCUUACCAAAUGAUGCUUGACUUCUAUGGCAUGGAACUCGCGCGAGAUGACGGCUCUAUACGACGCUGUAAAGCGAACUGGAAAGAUAGAUAUGCCCAUUUAAACAGAUCGAGACAUAACUAUUUGAGGAUCACGCGAAUAAUAAAAUCCCUCGGCCUCCUGGGAUAUGAACAUUUUCAGCUGCCUUGGGUAAAGUUCCUUAUUGAAGAGGCCUUCAGUGAUUACGGCGAACUUCCGGGUGUCAGGUCAAGUGUGUUAUAUUGGGUGUACGCCAUAAAUGAUGAGACUGAACAAGCGACAAUAUGCACUCAACUAGCCAGGUAUGGGAUUUAUGGACCUGAAGAGGGGCUGAACUCUGAACCUGUACCAGAUUAUGAUUCAGAGGAUGACAGUGAAGGUGAAGAUGAGAGCCAGGCGGAGUAUGGGGCCACCGGAAUAGGUCACAUGGAGGCACAAGUUGAAACAUCUGAAAGUUCAAAUGUGAAGGCGUCGCAAAAAUCGCAAACUUUAACUGGUGACAUAGAUAACGUUAAAGUGACAACAGUAUAAAAUUGUUUUUAAGUAUGCACUUAACACAAAUAUGCACAUGUUUCGACAAACACUGUUAAUUACAUGCUAUAACACUCUUGAGCUACUCAGUGUUUGUGUCAACACAUUAAAUACUGAUAUGAAUUGUUUAACUAUUGGCAUAUUAAAAUGUUCGUCGUCAUGAUAUAUAAUUGAAAUAAAUUCCGAUGUACUAGUUUGGAAGUUGCUAAGCAAUCAUCUAUUAUUAUAUUGCCUUUGAGAAGGCGCGCAUGUAUUUCUAACUAUUGAUGUCUGCAGGUUUCAUUUUGCUUCUGCCAGCCACUAUUCAUGAUUUUUAUCCGCUCUUGAUCUCAUGAAAGCGAAUACAUUAACUCGAAAAAACAUUAAUACUUAUGCAUGUACAAAUUAAAUGUAAUUAAAUGUAAUAUCAUCAGUUUUAAAAUGGAGUUACGUUUCAAAGUGGAACUUGGCAACUUUGCCAUAAGGUAAAUUAAUGGUAAUGAUGUCUACUGUUUUACUUCCUCUACUAUUUGGAAUCCGAAAAAUAUAAUUAUUCGGCAAUGUUUAAAAACUUUAACUCAGACCUUAUUUUAUACUGAUUGCUAGUAAGUUGGCGCAUGUAAUCUAUGAAAAGAUGUUUUUUUCAUUUGUAAGUGCAAGUUGCUGUAUCAGGUGUGUGUAUUAAUCUCCUUAAUGAUGUCUGUAAACAAAUUGUAAAAAAUGCUUUAAUAGAUUGUAUGUUUUGAAAUUAUAUGCAAUUCAUGACGUUACUUUGAUUGGAAAGCAUACAUGCUUAAUUACAAUAAUCUGUGAUAUUUUGCACACAAUUGUUAUGCACAGUAUUUUAACUGGUUAUGAAUUUUACUAUGUUUAUUAUGCCCCCGGUAGGGUGGCAUAUAGCAGUUGAACUGUCAGUCCGUCUGUCUGUCUGUGUGUCCGUCCGAAAAAUUUAACAUAACCAAACAAAGCCUUAACUUUUGCAAAAUUGAAGAUAGCAAGUUGAUAUUUGGCAUGUAGCAAGUUGAUAUUUGGCAUGUAUGUGUAUCUCAUGAAGCUGCACAUUUUCAGUGGUGAAAAGUCAAGGUCAUCCUUCAAGGUCAAAGGUUAAAAAAACAAUAAUUCAAGGGAAAUAACAAGCUUUAAAGGGUGAUAAUUUCUAUUUUAUAUCAUUUGGCAGGUACAGAUCAUUUUCACAAGGGAAGUAAUAUUUAUUAUAAGGAUAUAAUAAAAAACAAAUUUUAAGGUCAAGGUCAUUUUUCAAGGUCAAAAGUCAAAAAAUACAAUCCAAGGGAAGUAAUAAGAUUUAAAAGGGAGCUAAUUUCUAAACCUGCCAAAUGAUAUAUUGAAAUUUUAUUUCAAAGCGGCACUAUAGGAGGCAUUGUGUUCCUUACAAACACAUCUCUUGUUUUUGUUUCAAAUUUACAUAUGAUUGAUAUUACAGCAUAGUGUACACUUCGUAUAAAUGGCAUUGAAAUAAAAUUAUAUAUGUCAAUUGUGAUAACGGAAAUGUUUGAACUUACAUGUUCGAACUUGAGGGACUUGUUCAUCGAUUUGCACAUUGUAAAGUUUCCUACAUUUUGUCACGAAUUCAAAAAUUAAAGAAAUGUGUAAACAAAGCAAAAUUACUGUACUUACAUAUACAUAUCAUAUAAUGCAAAAACAAGAUAACGUUAAUAAUUACCGGUAAUAAUUGUUUGAAAUUGGGAAAAAAAAAUAACGAUUUAACGGGUUUUAAAUAGAACCGAAUGGAAAAACCAUAACUAUAGUCUGCAUCAGUAAUCCAUGUAAACAAACAGGUCAUUCAGGCCAAAGGAAAAAAAUGCUUAUUUCUCAGGUCAACAUCAUCAUUCCCCCACUCAAUUCAAAUGUAUGUCUCAUAUCUUUUUUCAUCUCCACUUCUCUUUCUCUUUUCUAUUUUCUAUGUAAACUUUAACACCAUGUCACAAUUGUUAAUAACUCUUUGUAAAAGAUGCAUUGUCACUGUAUACUCAUGUGUCACUAUAUUUGUGAUUUGAGCUUAAUAAAGGUUAUGUUUU
Molecule: messenger RNA, 5106 nt
Organism: Dreissena polymorpha
Lineage: Eukaryota; Metazoa; Mollusca; Bivalvia; Myida; Dreissenidae
Product: opioid growth factor receptor-like protein 1
Exons: 7
Coding region: 1922-3091 (389 amino acids)
Cellular component (GO): membrane
Molecular function (GO): opioid growth factor receptor activity
Source: RefSeq, a predicted model, not a curated record